UCAUCCAACAACGCUCCCUCUUGUUCGACCAAACCCAUUCAUUCAUUUUCUUGGACCCUUGAGCAGUGCUCGACCAACUAUCAGUCCUACCAAUUCAUUCCUUCAAAGAAGACUGUUUCGAGGCUCAUCCAAACUACCAACCAACGGAUUCAUCCCGUCUUGUCGCACACAAGUGCAUCAAGCACAUACCAAGACCUGCUCCGAGCUCCCAUCGACAACCUUGAACCCAACCAGGCUUCCCACGCUGUAGCAAGCACAAUCCCUGAUCGAGAGGCUUAG
This is a messenger RNA of Colletotrichum orchidophilum, 279 nucleotides long. RefSeq lists its product as uncharacterized. The transcript is spliced from 2 exons. The record is from RefSeq and is a predicted model, not a curated record. NCBI's taxonomy places the organism in Eukaryota, Fungi, Ascomycota, Sordariomycetes, Glomerellales, Glomerellaceae. The annotation marks the transcript as partial.